Messenger RNA from Laetiporus sulphureus 93-53, 2057 nucleotides. RefSeq lists its product as uncharacterized. Bases 1 to 1770 code for a protein of 589 amino acids. The transcript is spliced from 3 exons. The record is from RefSeq and is a predicted model, not a curated record. NCBI's taxonomy places the organism in Eukaryota, Fungi, Basidiomycota, Agaricomycetes, Polyporales, Laetiporaceae.
AUGUCUUUGAGACUGAAUGGGCGCCGCACACGCCGCAACAGCAAGCCAGAGGCGGCGCCGGCCUCCUUGAAGGCGAAACCGCUCGACAUCCUCCCUGAUCUCUCAGAAGUGGACGAAGGCCGCACAUCUCUUUCUUCAAUCUCCUCCUUCGACACUGCAUCCAUUCACAGCCGCCGCGGCGCCCAGAGUCCCAGUACCUCCUUCGCAAGCCGGCUAUGCUGCAGCGGCAGCAAAAACUCCUUCACCGAACGCAAGCGCACAUCGCGUCGCGUCGUCCUCACUGGCGUCGAGGGCCUGACAUUCGAUGACUUCUUUCCCGCCUCGAGCGCGCCGCCCCACCCCUCGCCCGCGCCGCCUCUCUACGAAGACCCCAUCAGUGAUUGCGAGCCAUCGCUCGACGACGUCAACGUGCGCUUUUCCGGCCUCGGCAUCUCACUCGACUGUCCUUCCCCACCCGCUGAUGUCCCUCGCUGGCGUGUGCGUUCUCCGACGCCAUCUGUGGCGAGCAGCGCGACAUCCAGCACGGCAUCCAGCAGCUCGAGCGUCAGCUCCCGUUCUCGCAGACGAACGCACGCCACCCCACCGACGUCUGACGACGAAUCGCAAUCAUACCUGUGCCGCGCGCCAACGUGCAAGUCGCGUCGGGCUUCGAUUGUGUACGCACGAUCAACGCCGGACCUGAACGAGUCCCAUGCCUCGGAAGAGGAGGGCGUCGAUUCUGAUGCGGAGUGGUUCGCACGCGAUAUCAGCGACGUGGUCACGCUUUCGACUCCUCUCCCUCCAUCUUCGGUCCUUCCUCAAGACACGCGCGCUCGCCCGGACUCGUUGAUGCCACCUCCCCGGCGCGCUAGACGGAACAGAAACGGCAAGCCUUUCACCAUAAUACCUCCCAUCUCGCGUCCCACAACGCAGUGUCUGCCGAGCGCGCAACUCGACCCCACAUUCCCACAAUCCGGAAGGUCUUUUCUGAUCCCUGACCGUUCACCACCGCCACCUCCGAUCAAGAUUACACGAUGUUCCACGUCGACGAUGGAGGCGGCGACGGAGGAGCUGCUUGCUCAGUUGGCGAGCGCUGCUCUGGGUAAUGGAUUCGCGGGGACUGGUUUGAGCGCGACGCGUGGUGUCAGCCCGGCCGUGUCAGUUCCUGUGACUCCCAGCAGCGCGUAUGUUGUGAAGCCAUUAGCCAGCAUACGUCCGCCGCCUCGCUCAUCAAUACCUGCCGAUGUCGAGGACCUCGCUGACGAGGUGGAGCUGGUGCUGCCCGAGAUCGUCAAGGUCUUCCCUAUCACGCCGAUGAGUGCGAACAUGCCGAGUACGCUCCCGGUCUCGCCCUCGUCUGCGUUCUCCUUUGAUGUGGAUGUCACACACGUUGAUGGCAGCAAGCCCGCCGGUGCCAGCAACACCGAGGCGGACUUGACUGCGCAGACGUUCCCGGACACUCCCACUGAGUCGCUGAGCUUCGCGUCGGCGCCCUCCCUGCGCUCUCGGUGGUCAAGCUCGACGCUUGGCGCGCUUGCAGAGCGCGAUGGACCUGCGGGCUCGUGGCUGACGAAGCUUAACAUUUCGGCGACCAGGAGGAACAAGGGCCGCGCGGGCAUCUUUUCCCCCGUGAGCGUGCUGUCUGCGGCAUCUCCAUUCGGAAAUGCGCCGAAGCCGUCGUUCGACCUGGAGUACCGCGAAAGGAGAGAUAGCAGAGGCUCUGAUAUGAGCAGCGACACUAUCACUAGCAAAGCGAAGUCGAAACCCGUGGAAGUGUCUGUUCGCACUUGAUUCGUUGCCCGUCCGAAUGCGAUUAGAGCUCUGUCUCCGCACGUUACGACAUAACUUUAAACGACUGCACGUUUUUUUCUUGUUCUAUUUACUCCUGACCAUCUGUAGCGAUACAUUGUGACAACGCUCCGACUAUGUCGUACGGACUCUUCCGUAUUUUGUGCUUUGCUAGUCCGAAUCUGAUCCAUCUUGUAUCAUUGUUUUUCUAAUACCGCUCGCAACAUUCAUCUUCGAUACCUCACAAUGACGCCCAUUUGAUCUCUUGCAUCAAUAUGAAUACACUCGGC